GACGCGCCCUGAGCGUUCGGAGGCGCGCAGCCUUCCGGCGCCUUGAGCAAGAAGCGCGCCUUUGGGGAGCCUGAGCGCGUGGGCGGAGGCGGUGUACCUGGAGAUGUCCCGCAGCAGUAGCUCUAGUGGCCGGAAGAGACAAAGAAAUUGGGAUAUAGAAUACCCAUCCUUUCCAAGAGGGAGUCCACUGAAGUUCAGAAGAGCAGGUCUCAAGACAGUGGGGGCAGCUGCUUCCCUCUCUGAAGCAUGGCUCAGAUGUGGAGAAGGAUUUCAGGACACUUCUGAGACUCUGUCAUUAACAGCUGAAAAGAAGAUUGUUACAGAAAAGCACCUCGAAUUAUCCCCUAGACCCAAGAAAGAAACUACUGCAUCUAAGAGUACCGGUGAACUUAUAGAUAUAACAUGGAGUUCCAGUGAAAGUGAUCUGUCUGAUGAGGAUAAAACACUUUUUAAAUCACAGAGACAUAAUGGACAUGGUUCUAGAAUAGACAGGUUAUGUCCAGAAGAUGGGGCCAGUGAAGAUGAACUACAGUUUAUUGACUGGGAGAUUGACAGUUACACGGAAGAUACUAGUGAGUAUAAUGAAUUUGAAGACGGUGAGAGUGUUGUGGAAAUAUCAGACUGUGCUUCUUGUUCAAGCAAUCAUUCUUUGACUAGUGAAGAGAGGCUCUCUGAGCUUGUGAAGAGUUCUACAGAAAUUUUGGAAUAUUCAUCAGAUAGUGAAAAGGAAGAUGACUCAGAGAAUGUCUUGUUCAUUGAUUCAGAAUUCUCUCCCAAAUACCACAUGGAUUUUGGAUCUGAUGAUAGACAGAUGAUGGAGAAACUGAUAAAGCAGAGGGUGAAAUCUGCAGAGACCAUUUUGUACACACCCCAGAAACAGACUUUUCCCAGGAUUCCAGACACAUCAGCAAACAAGAAGAAGCUUCUAAGAGGCGGGCUAGCAGAAAGACUAAAUGGCCUGCAGAAUCGAGAGAGAUCUGCCAUUUCUUUGUGGAGACAUCAGUGUGUUUCUUACCAAAAGACACUUUCAGGUAGAAAAUCAGGUGUAUUAAUUGUGAAAAUUCUAGAGCUGCAUGAGGAAUGCACCAUCCAAGUUGCCAUGUGUGAGCAUUUAGCAGGGCUGCAGGCCAACAACCCUUCUCAAGGUGAGGCCCCUAGGACUGGCCUGAAGGUUCUGUUCACCAAGGAGACUGCUCACCACCUCAGGGGACAUCCCCAAGACAUCGUCCAUAUCUACCCUCCCUGGCAAAAGCUUAUUAUACCAAAUGGAAGUUGCCCUGUUAUUCUGAAUACUUAUUUUUGUCAGAAAGUUGUUGCCAAAGAAGAUUCAAAAAUAAUACAUGAAGCACACUGUUGGGACUCACCCCGUCCAAGAAAAAGUAUCACUUUGGCUCAGAUGUUUAGAUUUAGGAAUCUAACAUAUAAAUCACCUGAAAGCCAGGUAAUGUGUAGUAGUCUCACUACAAUGUGGACAGACUGCACCCACGGACAUGAGGAAGCCAAACAGCACUUCCCAGCCCAAGCUCCCCUGAGGGAUUCUCUCCUGGAUGCAGUGGAAAGCCAGGGAGCUGCCACAUGGUCAGGAGUUGGGGUCCGAGUAGUGGUGCAGAGAGUUUACUAUCUGCCCUGCAGAUAUCAGCAGGGAGGUGGUUCAGCUGCGCCACCUGGAUCAGACCCACCUAGAGUUCGAGUCUGCCUUCUCGUGCAAGAUGCCUAUGGGAUGUUCAGUGAAGUGCACUCUGAGGGCACCAUCUUGAAGGACCAGCAGUUGGAAGGAAAGUCCUGCAGCCUGAUGGGAAUGAAGGUUCUACAGAAGGCUACCAGAGGAAGGACAGCAGGGCUUUUCGGUUUGAUCGAUACCAUGUGGCCUCCAGUGAUGCCUCUGAAAGCACCUGGCCAUGGCCGAGCCUGCGAAGAGGUAAAAAUUCAUGUGCCUCCUCCUAGCUUCUGUUACAUCCUCAUUGCUCAUCCAAAUGUGGGGCAAAUUGAAAUAAUUGAAGAAGACCCCAUUUCUAAGCUUUACCAGCCUCCAGUUCCCCGCUUCUUAAGAGAAAUUCUCCAGACCAAUGAUCUUAGUACCCGUUGCAGUUUCUAUGCCAGAGUGAUUUAUCAAAGACCACAGGUAAACAAUUUGCUUCCUCUGCAGCAAAGGGAGAUUUGGCUGAUGGUGACUGAUGUCACCCUGCAGAUGCAGGAUGAGAAUAACUCUGGCCUCCCCAAAACCAUGCCAGUCUGUGUGGCCCCCUCAUGUGUGUUGAGCCAGGACGUCCUGGAAGCGCUCACCGAGGCGGUCUCUCACAGCUUUCUCUUCAGGGACACUCUCCGAGCCCAGGGUCGGAUUGUUUGUGUUGAACGAAGUGUCCUCUUGCUUCAAAAGCCCCUUUCGGGUGUGGACUCCGGUGCUUGCUCCUGUGAACUGACUGGCCCUGUGAAGCUCAAUGAACUGGAUUCUGUCACUCAGGUCAACUCCGUUUGCAGCGUUCAAGGCACUGUGGUUGGUGUAGACGAGAGCACUGCUUUCUCCUGGCCCACUUGUGACCUGUGUGGCAACGAGAGAUUGGAACAGAGCCCAGGAGACAGAGGCACCUUUUCCUGUGGGGACUGCUCCCGUGUGGUCACCUCUCCUCUCCUCAGAAGGCACCUGCAGGUGUUCCUGGACUGUCCGUCUCGACCCCAGUGCACAGUGAGGGUCAAGCUGUCCCAGGCCAGUAUUUCUUCACUCCUGAGGUUUGCCGCCUGCGAGGAUGGGAGUUAUGAAGUGAAGAGUGUCCUCGGAAAGGAGGUGGGGUUGUUGAAUUGUUUUGUCCAGUCCAUAACCACCCACCCAGCUAGCUGCGUUGGAUUGGAGGAAAUUGAGCUCCUGAGUGCAGGAAGAGCCUCUUCCGAACACUGCCGGUUGCCAUAGGAUUUGUGAACUUUGUGAUGCAGUCACAAUGGUGGUGGAUGGAGGUGGUGGCGGCUUGGGGUAGUUAUUUGUUAACUAUGGGCAGAGCAAAUGUAUGAUCUUGAAAUGGAACUUAGAUUUUUCUGGGUCAAAUGUUAGUAAGAUGAUUUUGUGAACUAAACAUCAAAAAUAAUUUUUUCUAGUUUUUGCAAAUUUAGGAACAUGCUGUUAAAACUUAAAUAAGCCUGAGGUCUUCAUUUUGUAUUUCAUCUUAGUCAAUAAUAUUAAAACAGCAAGAAAAAAAUUUCGUUCACUUGUAAUUUUUUAAGUGUUUAAAUUUUACCAUGAUUCAACAUGUUUUUCUUGUAGUUAUUCAACAUUGUCCCAAAGAAUACCCUGCAAAGCUGAGACAUUUGUCCUAAAUUGUAAUGUUACUGUUCUACACAGUACAUGUCCAACUUAAGCAUUUUGCAGUCUAAUAUUUAUUUUUUGGAAAAUGUUUUGGGAAACUGUGUCAGAGGUAGAACGGUUACCCAUAAAGUAUAGAUAAGUUACCCGGUGUGAUUAUCACCAUACUGCACAGAGGUAUAGAUAGCUCACUCUAGAUAGGCCUGUUUAAUCUUGCUGGGUACUGUGCACAGAGAGCCAAGAUAACAGAUUCAAGAGGAGUGAUUGCUUAUCGUUUGCUUUGUUGGCAGAGAUUUAAAUUAACAUAAAAUGAUGAAUAAAUUAUCUUUAGACAAUGAAGAUUGUUUCCUCCCUUAAAAUCAAUCAUGACAGGCCAUGGUUAAUUACACAAUAUAGACCUAGGAGCCCAGAGCAAGAAAGGGUGCCUAGUACCCACUUUAACUGGAAGAAAGGCAAACGACUUUAUUUGUCCUGAUUCAGCUUUGAAACAUUACAAUGACUGGCAAGAUAGCCGGUUUUGAGUAGCUUUUUGACUGUCCUUUGCAUCUACUACAACAGGACUACUGUGUACUUAAUACCCACUUUUGAGAAACGUAUUCGAAGCAGUACCUAAGACUGAGGAAAGUGAAAGCAAAGUCCCAUGAAAGCCAAAGAUGAGUCAGACAUGCUUUUCGGGUAACCAGAGCCCUCCACUACCCCCUCACCCCUCGAGCAGCCAACUAAAAUUAGGGCGCCCUUCAGCUCUUCUUCAUAGAGCCCCUAAAUCAGCUCAGGGACAGUCGGCCAGCCAGCCCCCUCCCCGAGUCUGGCUACUUCUUUGGGAGCACCUUCCACCAGAAAGCUGCUAGCUUAACAUAAGCUUAGUCGUGCUUCGCCAAUCUUAGGCAGAUAAGUAACAUUUGUAGGUAGACCGUGUCUGGCUUCAAAAGCAAAGCAGACCCCCUCUUCUAGGGACCUUGGUUCCCCCUCAUGGACACACACCUGGGUCCCGCGGCCUCCCCGGUGCCUUGCUGCAUGCCCUUCCCCAGCGAGGUCCUGGGGGCUAACCAGCGUUCAGGAGUCACUGUGAAUACCGGAAUCGGGUGGUUUUAAAUGCUUCUUUAUUCUUACAAAUACUGUAAAAAUUAAUAUAAAAAAAAGUGAGCAUGCUCGGUCUUCUCCUCUUAUCUACAAUACAAAGGAUUUGUCUGAAAACUCUUUUUUCUUACAAAUGUACCUUAGCUGCAUCAAUAGGAAUAAAAUGUAGAAAAGCUACCAUUAUAAAAAUAAUUUAAGGGAAAAUAAACACAUAUAGCUUCUCUCGAAGUUCAGUGGUGGUUAAGUCCAGGCUGUAGGUUCCUUCGUUCCCGCGUCCCAAAGAAACUGCAGCCGGCGCCGAGCGGCUCUCGCGGCGUCCGGGCGGGGCGCGCUCCGCUCCCUGGCCGGUCGGGUCUGAGGUAUCGGUCGUUGGUUGAGUCUCUUCCGCCCCCGGGGCGCGCGUUACCGGCAGUCGGCGGCCCCGGCGGCCGACAGGAAGGGCGGGCUGGGCAGCUGCUUGAAGAACUGUCGGAGGCCGGCCAGGUCCCGCGUGAGCUGCUCCACGCGCUGGUGCAGCUUCUCGUUUUCGGCCGACAGCUCCACCAGCUUCUGCUGCAUCUCCUGGUUGCGCCGCUUGGCCUUGUCACGGCUCUUACGCACCGCGAUGUUGUUGCGCUCGCGCCGCUGCCGGUACUCCGGGCUGCCGCGGUCCGGGCCCCUCUUCCCCGCACUCUUCUCCCGGGCCGGGCCAGGAGCAGGGCUCGGCCCGGGGCUGGAGCGCGGCGGCUCGGGCGACGUGGGUGGUGUGGGUUGUGCGGCCGCCGCCAGGCUCACCACGGUCUGCGCGCACGCGGCCACCUGCGCCGGCAGCAGCGAGCCGGGCGCGUCGCCGUCUCCCCAGUCGGGCUCGCGCUUGAGCGGACGCGGGGCAGCUGUGCCCGGGCCGUGGCCACGCGCGAGGCCGCCGGGCAGCAGCUCCAGGGCGCUGGCAGCGGCGCCUGCCGCGCCCGCCUUGUGGUUGCUGUUGAAGAGGUCGGCGAAGAGCUCGUCGUGGCACAGCUCCAGGGUGGGCACGGCGGCCAUGGAGUCGAUGUAGGCGCUGAAGUCGAUGGCGCUCUCGUCGUCGUACAUGGCAGGGGCAGCGGCGCCUGGCUCGGACAGGCUUCCCGGCUCGCUCCCGCGGCCCGGCUUGCCCGCCCGACCCGGCUCGUAAAAGGGUGCGGGCUCCGCGGGCCAGGGCACGCCGCGCGCCGGGCCGUCCAGGCUAAAGAGCGCGGCGCUCAUGGCGGCGUCGAGCCAGGUUCCUUGUCCGAGCACGGCUGUCACCUCGCUGGGCCGGGCCCCGCCGCCUUUUCUAGCCCGAGCUGACGCGCAAGCCCCGCCCCGGCUCCAGAACCGCGGGGGCGCCCCGGGGCCGCGGGGAGGGGGGCUGCGGGCGGCAGCGUCCAGGGAGCCCCCGCCCCGCCCCGAGCACUCCGCCCGGCCCCGGAGCCGCCCUCAAGCCCCCCACCCCCACCCCCACCCCCCGCCGCCGCUGCCGUACUCUCCGCUGUUCCCGCGCCCCCACCCCCGGCCGCGCGGGAGGGGAAGGGGCGCUGCUUCCUCCCCGCCCCCGGCCCGGCCCGGCCCGGCCCUUGCGCCUCUGCUGGGAAUGACCCUCCCUCUGCCCGCACUCCGGCUCCUUCUCUCCUUCCUGUUUGUUGUGUUUGGAGACUCUUCGCUCUCGCAGCCGGCAGUGAAAUCAAAACCUGGACUUGGCCGCGGCGCGCGUGUCCCGGGCCGGUUCCCAUCGUCAGAGGGAGCCGAAACGGAGAGGGUGGCUCUGGCAAAGAGGACAGAGCCUGGUUACGUUCUCCAGCCACGGCUCCCGUCCCGGGGACCCUGGUCCGCGGCUUGGGCGGCGGGGAGGGCGCGGGGAGGGGGGGUUGCUGCUUCGCACGUUUCCAGGAAUUCGGGGCCCGAUUUGGCCCGUCUCAUCUGGGUCGAAGGCCCUGGGGGUCAGAGCUCGGCGUCGCAGCUGGAACUUCCAGGCCGCAGGGACUGCGAAGCGCAGCAAAUGGGAGAGGAGUCACGACACAGGUCUGAGCUGCCGGCCGCCCUAAAAGCAACAGGUUCCAGCGCGCGCAAGCCCGACCAGGCCCGACGGCCGGCUGGAACCCCGCAGAGCAACGCGGACCCGAGGGCCCGCGCUCCCCACGCGCUGACGUCCCUUCUAGCCCUUCUACAGCAGUGCCAUCUCGCGGCGGUGUCCUGCUCCAGUUCUAUUUUUAGUUUCGGGCUCUUUUUCUCCGCUCAGUAUUCCGGAGAAGUUCUUUUGAAUCUAAAGCAGUUGGGUCUUUAGGAGAAAGAGAAGAUUUGUACUUGCAGCUCUGAUAGAGUAUUAAAUUGCUAGCUCUUCAUACUGUAAAAUGCAUGAAAA
This is a messenger RNA of Mirounga angustirostris (Northern elephant seal), 6728 nucleotides long. It is a transcript of the gene SPIDR, whose product is annotated as scaffold protein involved in DNA repair. Gene Ontology annotation, cellular component: nuclear chromosome; nucleoplasm. The transcript has 20 exons. Bases 104 to 2905 code for a protein of 933 amino acids. Lineage: Eukaryota; Metazoa; Chordata; Mammalia; Carnivora; Phocidae. Gene Ontology annotation, biological process: regulation of establishment of protein localization to chromosome; double-strand break repair via homologous recombination. The record is from RefSeq and is a predicted model, not a curated record.